CAGUGUCUUCCUCUGUAGAUGUCACAGCGAUUCACUGCAUUCGAUCACAAGCUCUUAUUAGGACCGGACUUCUGGUCAAGAUGUCGGCAGCAGGCUCAGCAGUGGCUAUGAUAGGCGGCAACCUUCGUUUUGGUUUAGCAGGCACGGCUAAUUCCACGAUGGUGAACAACACAAAACAUUGCCCGCCAGGGGGCGCGGCCAGUGCGGCUGCGUUACUUGCUUUAUCUAGUCUGGGAAUGUCCGCGAACAUUGCAUUGAUGGCUGUAAUACUUAGCAAGAAACAGCUUAGAAGAUGGUCUCAUGGCUUACUGUUUCACCAGGCGAUAGUCGAUUGUGCAAGGGCCGCUAUACUUCUGCCUCUGGGCAUCGCUGUAUUUCGGUGUCAGCCAGUAUAUAAAUGCUCAUUAGUGGAAACAGCAUUUUUGUUACUGGUGACGGUGUCGACAGUAAAUAUGCUGACGACGGUCCUGAACGACAGUCCUAUUUUUCCCGAAAACGAACAGGAGCAGGCAGAUUUAUCGGCGCCAUUACUCAUGGACAGUCCGCAGUGCGUUUUAUUCGGUACAUUCAUGAUUUGGUUCGCAUCAAUAACUAUUAAUCUCGGCCCGACAUUCCUGUCCGGGGCCCUGGCGGCCAGUGCCGGUUCUUAUGGCUCGUACGGGCCGGCACCUUCGUGUCCCUUGGUGCGGGGUCCUUUCCGACAUUACGUACUUAACGCGUUAUGGAUAGGCGUGAACGCUGUCUGCGUCGGGUUGACGCUUUUCCACUUGAGGAAACUCCACAGGGAUCUCACUAAGGCUAACGUAGAGGCAGUUCGAGUAGCUGGUUUAGUGACAACGCUUGUCAGCAUGGCAGGAGACAACCGGCGUAUGGACUCUCUGCCCAACAGCGUUGGACCGAGGACUGUUGAUGGUAACUUUUCUGAUGGCCACUGCCGACCAUCAGGCAGUGCCAGUCUGCCUCUCGGCGGAGGGCGUCGUCUUCGAGGGUACUUGGCACGUGUUGAGCGAGAAGGAGUCCGACGAGUUCGCAUGUUUCUUGUCAUCACCGCGGCCUACGUACUCUUCUGGGGUCCAUUGUUCAUGAUUACGCUGCUCCACCAUCCAGCUCUGACAUCACAUGUGGCGUAUGAACUAUACUUCCAAAUCACGUUGCACAUUUCGUACGUGCACGCGGCGGUGAACCCGCUGUUGUUCAUGGCGUUGCAUCGUGCGCUGCGCCGCGCCGCCCUCCAGCUGUGCUGCGGCUGCUGUGUGCAUUGGAGUCAAUUCGUUCUAGCCCUUACUGCUGCAGCCCAACCGCCACUAGCCCCGUCUUCGUUUUCUCCGGCGGCGGGGUCCCCGGAGCCUCCGCCGGCUCCCCCGCCCCCCGCCCCGCCCGGCCCCGUGCCCUCCGGUCCCCCGGCGCCUCACACGAUGAUGAGUUGGGAAGUUGAGCAGUGUGAUGCUGAGAGUAUGUCGAGUGCGCGUGUGCAGGGAGACGAGGAUAUGAUGGGGGAGCCGUGGGGCGGCGGGCGCCGGGCGCGGUCCCCCAGCCCGCUGCUGCUGCCCGCGCUCUGA
Molecule: messenger RNA, 1559 nt
Organism: Bombyx mandarina (wild silkworm)
Lineage: Eukaryota; Metazoa; Arthropoda; Insecta; Lepidoptera; Bombycidae
Biological process (GO): cellular response to hormone stimulus; G protein-coupled receptor signaling pathway
Cellular component (GO): plasma membrane
Molecular function (GO): peptide binding; G protein-coupled receptor activity
Source: RefSeq, a predicted model, not a curated record